Messenger RNA from Xenopus laevis (African clawed frog), 1882 nucleotides. RefSeq names its product radical S-adenosyl methionine domain containing 2 L homeolog (gene rsad2.L). NCBI's taxonomy places the organism in Eukaryota, Metazoa, Chordata, Amphibia, Anura, Pipidae. The record is from RefSeq and is a predicted model, not a curated record.
GGUGGUAGUUUUAGGGCUCAGGGCACUCGAUUGAGCAGAAAAGGGGAAAAAAGCUGCACAGGGGGAGGGGGUGGUGUGGGGGCCCCGGUGAGACCUCCCCAGUCUGAUGUUGGUUGUACAUUAACCUUGUAGUGUCUCCUGUGCAUUCGUUUUCCAACAAGCCCUGGCCAGUCAAAACAAAUGCUAAUAUUGGGAUAAGGAUAACAGGCAUAUGAAGGGCAGAAUAAAAGAAACAGAUUGUUUGCUAUACCCAUAUAAAUUCUUUGCUACGUAUGAAAACAAGAAUGGAAACCAGCAGAGCAAUUCAGCGUCACACCCUGACCAUAACAAGUGGCCACUGGGUGCUCCAAAGAGCCUGGGAAACCGAAACUGCCUGUUGCUUAUGUUACUGUCAUUUUCUGAGGAAUGGAAUGUGAAACUUAACCAGAUAAUGCCUGACCAUAUUUACAGUUUCUGGGUUGGUCCUGAAGGUAUUUAUACUCCACUCACAGCAUUGCAAAGAAUGAGAAUUCAUCACUGCAUUGAUACUGCAGAACCUCUGAGCAAGAUGCUGUCCCUCCUUACUCUACGGAUGAUGGAAAUGCUCUCCGCUGUUUGGGGGAAUUUCAGGAGCCUCUUACAAAGCCUAAAUAUAUUCUGGUGCUGGCUGGAAAUCUUCGGAAGGCCAAAGAUAUCACCCGUGAGCAGUAGAUCGGAGCCUGGAGAUGACACAAUGGUGACUCCGACCAGUGUGAAUUAUCACUUUACCAGGCAGUGCAAUUACAAAUGUGGCUUCUGCUUCCACACGGCAAAGACGUCUUUUGUGCUGCCUAUAGAAGAAGCCAAGCGAGGACUGACUAUGCUCAGAUCAGCAGGCAUGGAAAAGAUCAAUUUCUCCGGCGGGGAGCCUUUCCUACAAGAGAGAGGACAUUAUGUGGGAAAACUGGUCCAGUUCUGCAAAGAGGGGCUGAAACUGCCGAGCGUCAGUAUUGUGAGCAAUGGGAGUCUGAUUACAGAGAGGUGGUUCAAACUGUAUGGGGAAUAUCUGGACAUCCUUGCUGUGUCCUGCGACAGCUUUAACGAGGAUGUGAACAAGUUAAUCGGAAGAGGACAAGGGAACAAAAAUCACGUGGAAAAUUUGAUAAAAAUAAGACAGUGGUGCCGGGAUUAUAAUGUUGCCUUUAAAAUAAACUCCGUCAUUAACCGCUACAAUGUCGAUGAAGACAUGAACGAAGAACUCUCUCGGAUUAGUCCCAUACGCUGGAAGGUUUUCCAAUGCCUAAUUAUUGAAGGAGAAAAUGCCGGGGAAGAGGCUCUGAGGCAGGCCGAGACGUUUGUCAUCAGCAACAAGGAAUUCAAAGGUUUUCUGGAUCGCCACAGAAACAUCAAAUGUUUGGUACCUGAAUCAAACGAGCAGAUGCGUGAUUCUUAUCUCAUCUUGGAUGAAUAUAUGCGCUUUUUGGACUGUACAAAUGGGAGAAAGGAUCCGUCUAAAUCCGUCCUGGAUGUUGGGGUUGAAAAUGCUAUAAAAUUCAGUGGAUUUGACGAGAAAAUGUUUUUCAAAAGGGGUGGAAAAUAUGUUUGGAGCAAAGCGGAUUUAAGGCUUGAGUGGUGAAGCUGAUCGUUUCUCACUGAAAGGACUAUGCACUACUGUAAAUUAUUUGUUUAUAAAAGAAAUGUGUAUUUUAUUAUCCAUUAUUACAAUAAGAUGUAUAUUUUGUUUCAUGUAUGAUAUUUGUAGCAGUAUUAAUUAACAUGUACAGUGUGAGUGUCACAGCUAUGAACUUUAAUAGUGUGUUUUAUCUGCAUAGACAGUUUAAAGGGAUACUGUCAUGGGAAAAAGAUUUUUUCCAAAAUGAAUCAGUUAAUAGUGCUGCUCCAGCAGAAUUCUGCACUGAAAUCC